UCACUUGCUCAGCGGCUGACAUUCUUCUUGCCAUUUCCCCCAUGACUCUGGCUUCCCUCUGUCUCGUGGCGUGAUGGCAUCUCCAAGGCUUGAAACCUUCUGCUGCUCUAACAGAGACACAUCCACCGACUUCAUCGUCAGCUUCCAGGAUCAUUUUUUCAGCGCGAUUUGCAUUGGCAGUGGCAGCGUCAGCCUCAUUUUUUCCGUCCUGCAGAUUUUGCCAAAAAGGAAGGGCUACAGGCACCUGGGACAGCAUCCGCUCUCCAAGCCUGCAUCCUCACCAAGAAUACUGCUCAUUAUCAGCCUGUGUGAUAUUCUGGGAUGUGCAGGUGUCAUUUUCAGGUCGUCCAUAUGGUUGGGCCUCCCCGACCUUGUGAGCCAAAUCUCUGUCACCCCAGGCUCUGGUGUCUGGCCAGAGGCGUUCUGUGUGGGCAGUGCUAUGUGGAUCCAGCUGUUUUUUAGCGCCUCCUUCUGGUGGACUUUCUGCUACGCGGUGGAUGUUUAUCUAGUGGUGAAAAGAUCUGCUGGAAUUAGCACCAUUGUCUUGUACCACAUGAUUACUUGGGGCCUGGCCGUGAUGCUGUGUGUGGAAGGAGUGGCUAUGCUUUACUAUCCCUCCAUUUAUAACUGUGAGAAUGGCCUACAGCAUGCCAUCCCUCAUUACAUCACCACCUAUGCACCUCUGCUGUUGGUCCUCUUAGUCAAUCCCGUCCUUUUCACCAGGACCGUAUCAACUGUUACAUCAUUACUAAAGAGCCGUCAAGGAAUCUAUACCGAAAAUGAGAGGCGCCUAGGAAUGGAGAUCAAAAUACGAUUUUUCAAAAUCAUGUUGGUUUUCAGCGUGUGCUGGCUGCCUAACGUCGUAAAUGAGGGUCUGCUCUUUUACUUGGAGAUGCAGGACGAUAUUAAAGCUGGGCAUCUGAAGAAUGUGCGGAAUGCUGCCCUCAUCACGUGGUUCAUCAUGGGUAUCCUAAACCCCAUGCAGAGCUUCCUCAAUACUCUGGCCUUCCAUGGAUGGACUGGCUGUGAUGUUGACCUGAGGAUACAGCGGGCUGCAGAGGUCUCCUGGGACUCGACCUCCACCUCAGUACCCGGUGCAGGGGCAUACAAUGCUGUGCGGGGCUCCACCAUGCACUACGAGAGUCACGUGCAGGAGAACAAGAAGAUCAUCAUCAGUGGGCAGCAGCAUUCGGAUGCAGUUACUAUACUUUCAGAAGGUUCAGAUUCUAGUACUACUGAAGUCCACGUUUCCAGUGAGCUGCGAGACUAUGAGGGGAGAGAUGCAGAAGGAGAGUCACUGGAAGGUUCCGUAAGGCACUAGCUGGAAAAGCAGCAGCAUAGCUUCCAGAUGCUAACUCCUUAGCAAGAAACUGGGCCUCAUUCUGAGCCACUACCAUCAAACUCUGAGCCACUGCAGCCUUUAAUGCCAUAUCUAAUAAAGCAGGCUCUGCUUUGCCCUCACACAUUGCUACUGCUAUACGACACUGUCACUCAAAUCCAUCAUGCUCAGCAUAGACUGGACUUAGUUAAACUAACUAAGCGGGACAGCUGAUCAUCCCUUUUGGGAUUUUCCAUUUCAUUGGUAAGAUCAGUUCUCUAUAUCUACCUUUUAAGGCCAGAACGUUUAAAACCCAUGAAUAAAAUAUAAAAUCAGCAACAUUAUAUUACCAAGUAACACCAAACUUUACAAUAUCCAUUUUUGACUUCUGAACUACCUCACCACAGGCAAAAUUAACAGUUAACUUAUCCAAAUCAUCAGUGGAAAGAUACAGAAUCUGAUUUGUCUUUUAACUGACAUAAAGCUCAUUUUAUGUUUAAUCUUCUCUAAAUGAAACCACCACAUUCAAGUAAUAAAUUUAACAUGUUUCCCGCAAACACCUAAAAUGAUGGUUAAUGUGUUUUUUAUAUAAUAAAGAUGGAGUAAAUCAGAUUCAGUUUAAGGGUGCUGGUGAUUUCAUACCUUUUCAAUAACAUAAAUCAGUUCUCCGUAUUAAAAAUGUACUUACAAUACUGCAAAAAUCACAUUUGGAUGGAAGCAAAAACUUAGGAGUUUAAGAGAACUUGUAUUUUCUAUACAAUGUAAAAAACGAGCCAAAAUGAAAUGUUUUUGUAUUGAA
Molecule: messenger RNA, 2117 nt
Organism: Paramormyrops kingsleyae
Lineage: Eukaryota; Metazoa; Chordata; Actinopteri; Osteoglossiformes; Mormyridae
Product: G-protein coupled receptor 143-like
Biological process (GO): melanosome organization; cell surface receptor signaling pathway; regulation of calcium-mediated signaling
Cellular component (GO): plasma membrane; melanosome membrane
Molecular function (GO): dopamine binding; L-DOPA receptor activity; L-tyrosine binding
Source: RefSeq, a predicted model, not a curated record